UGUUUUGAAAUUCUUCUAUAGGAAAAGGCACAUUAAUCUAGCAGGUGGAGCAUGUGAUAUGACUGGGAUAAGGAAGAGAAAUGAAGAGCAUGUUGUCACUUGAGGGAGACUGCCUUAGAAAUGUUACCAAGUUAGGGUUGGGUGUUUCCUAUCUUUUGGAAGAACGGGCCUAAACAACAACUUUCUCCUCAUCUUGUAGCUACCAGGAAGGCACUAUGAUUGAGAUUAGAGAUGCUCCUUUGGUUGGUUUUUCAUUAAGUGUAAAUUAAACUAACUUUUACAAAAUAGUUAUCAAAAGGAGAGGAGUGAAACAAUGCCAUAUUUGUAAUAUUUGUAAAGGACUUAUUUCACAUAGCCUUUGUGUCUUGAAAAAAAUGAAAUUGGAAAGUCAGAGAAACAACUAGAAUCAAAAGCCUAUAUUUGAAUUUGAGCUUGGUUAUUGGAUUUUGUGAACAUUAAUAUUUACCUCAGAAUUAUUUUAAAGAUCAAAUGAGGUUGCUUUAAAAUCUUUGGCAUGGUGUCUGACCCAUGGUACAUGCUUAAUAAAUGGCAGCUAUAUUAAUAAUAAUGAAUAUAUGAUUGAAUACUUUGGCUACACACAAAAAAAGGGAGCAUAAGGGAGGGUGAUAAUAAAAUAGAUAACAUUAGGCAGGGGUGUCAUGAGGAUUAGUGUGACUUGUUGCUAAGUGCAAAAGCAAAACAAUAACAUAAAAACAAGCUUGCUAAGUACUGAGUGGAGGAGAGAGAUGGGGGCAGACGCUGCAGGGAAAAAAAAAAGCUGAUUUAAAAAGGCCCUUUGAUUCCACAGGCACAAAAAAUCCACAGCCAGGAAUUUGCUGCCACCUCUGAGUCAGGCAGGGGUUGGGGGUGGGGUGCACAAUCCCAUUAGUAGAGAAUGCCCAGUGGAUUUAGUCUGUGAGAGUCACAUUUCUUAUUUGGACCAGUGUAGACAGAGACAAACCCAGCUCACUUGUUUCCUGGGACAGUUAAGUUAGGGAAUGGCUUUCGCAGAGCAUUCAUCAUUGACCCCUCGCCGCCGGGACCUUUGUGGCCGCUCUAUCUGGCUAGCAAGGAAGAUUCGUUCAGACCUGACUGCUCUAAUGGAAUCUUAUGUGAAGCAUCAGGGCCUGAACAAGGACAUCAACCUGGACUCUGUGGAUGGUGUUCCAAUGGCAAGCACUGAUCGGUGGAGUGAGCUGACCGAGGCAGAGCGGCUCCAAGAGAACCUCCAAGCUUAUCGUACCUUCCAUGUUAUGUUGACCAGGCUUCUAGAAGACCAGCAGGUGCAUUUUACCCCAACUGAGGGUGACUUUCACCAAGCUAUCCAUACCCUUCUACUCCAAGUUGCUGCCUUUGCUUACCAACUGGAGGAGUUAAUGGCCCUUCUGGAACACAAGAUUCCCCCCAAUGAGACUGACGGGAUACCUAUCGUUGUUGGAGAUGGUAGUCUCUUUGAGAAGAAGUUGUGGGGCCUAAAGGUGCUACAAGAGCUUUCUCAUUGGACAGUGAGGUCCAUCCAUGACCUUCGUGUCAUUUCUUUUCAUCAGACUGGGAUCCCAGCACAUGGGAGCCAUUAUAUCGCUGACGACAAGAAAAUGUAGCAGUUUGCCCCUCCUUUUCAUCGCAUUUUUGAUGGAUUAUGCAUAGUUCUCUAAGACUUCACUUUCCCAUCUUAAAUUUCUGGCAGCCUUUAAGACCACAGGCAUUUUCAUCAAGUAGGGUUGGAGGCACGGUCAAAUGAGCACACAAGUUUAAUUUGGGGUGGGUGGCAUACCUGUGUGUGUGUUGGGGUAUAAAGAAGUGGGAACAGGGACAACAUCCUUCCACUUCAGUGCUCUAACCUUUCUAACCUACUAAAUAACCUUUAUGGGCACUUGACUAUAGACAGAGGAGAUAUAUUUUAACUCUAGUUUUGGAUGACUUGUCUGAGAAGACUGAGCCAGUAAAUUAAAAAUCAUAGACUCUAGCCAAUUUAAACUCUUAGAUAAUUGAGGCAGUAUGCCAAAGGGCUUUAUGUAGUUAUGUAUAACUUUUAUAACAACUUUGUGAGUGAGGUGGUGGUGUUCCCAUUUGGCAGAUGAGAAAAUAGAGAAAACAGGCUCUCAGAGACUUGGUUACGUCAUGCUGUUAACAAGUGGCAUACUGAGUUUUCUCAUUGUAAAGAUCUUUCUCAUUGUAGAGCCAUGUGCCUUUGACUUCAGAGGCUUGAUUAUGAGCCUUCUAUCACUCUUUGUCACAGAGGGGUGGAAGAUAUAUCCAUGUAAUCUAUUACUGUCACUGAAAAACAGCCCCCAUUAACAUGUUCUCUUGAGACAGUAGCAAGUUUUGGCGCUAAAGUCAGUAUUUGUUGCUCAUUCUUGGCAAAGAAGAGAGCAGCUGGAGAUCUUAAGAAGCAUUUAGAAAAAUGAUUAUGGCAAACUUUUGAAUCUUGGAAGUUGGGGAUGUUCAGUAAUACAGCCUGCUUUAAAAUGUUCACUACUGGAUGUUCCUGAAUAUUGAGUUGGGCACAGCUUGUACCGGUUGCCUCACAUUUACUGUAACCAGUGAUGCAUUAAUACAGGCCCUGUAACCCAAGCAUUUGUGGACAAUGGUGGAAUACUACUCAGGUUAAAAAGUCACAGAACUCCUUCACCUCACAUUCUCUGGACUUAGUCAUGAGGAGAAGGAGGCCCACUCUGUUCCCACUGGAAAUGCCAGAGAUUCUGAAACAAUAUACAGCAAAGCCUCUGUGCCGCACUGCAGAGCCAGCAGGUCUCUGUGUUAAUUUUGUGAGAACCACACGUGGUAUGGUAUGAAAGGCUAUUAUGUGAGCAUUAACGGAAAAGGUUGUUUGCAACAAGACCUGUGUACUUGUACAAUGUGAAUCUGAAAGUUCUCAAGUGGAUCAUUUAUAUUUACCAGUUAAUUAAAACUCAAUAC
Molecule: messenger RNA, 2919 nt
Organism: Carlito syrichta (Philippine tarsier)
Lineage: Eukaryota; Metazoa; Chordata; Mammalia; Primates; Tarsiidae
Gene: CNTF
Product: ciliary neurotrophic factor
Exons: 2
Coding region: 999-1601 (200 amino acids)
Biological process (GO): ciliary neurotrophic factor-mediated signaling pathway; positive regulation of axon regeneration; negative regulation of neuron apoptotic process
Cellular component (GO): axon
Molecular function (GO): cytokine activity; ciliary neurotrophic factor receptor binding; growth factor activity
Source: RefSeq, a predicted model, not a curated record